Molecule: messenger RNA, 1708 nt
Organism: Salvelinus namaycush (lake trout)
Lineage: Eukaryota; Metazoa; Chordata; Actinopteri; Salmoniformes; Salmonidae
Product: cytochrome P450 27C1-like
Exons: 10
Coding region: 1-1572 (523 amino acids)
Biological process (GO): cholesterol metabolic process; glucocorticoid biosynthetic process; cellular response to peptide hormone stimulus
Cellular component (GO): mitochondrial inner membrane
Molecular function (GO): iron ion binding; monooxygenase activity; heme binding
Source: RefSeq, a predicted model, not a curated record
AUGCACAACUCUAACACCAAGUUUGCUGACGACACAACGGGGGUAAGCCUGAUCACUGGUGAUAAUGAGACGGCCUACAAGGAGGAGGUCAGAGACCUGGCAGUGUGGCGCCGGAACAACAACUCAAUCCCUGCUGCGGUGACCAGGACGCUCCGACUCACAGUUCACCACCGCCAGACACUGUCAGUGGCGCUGGACGGCUUUGUGUCUGGUGGUCGGAGGUUCAAAUCCGGAGCCAGCAGACACGUUGAACACAAGAAACUGUACGGGCCCAUCUGGUGCUCGCGGUUCGGCCCAUUUGAUGUGGUGAACGUGGCGUCUCCAGAGCUUAUAUCCCAGGUGAUCCGCCAGGAGGGUCGCUACCCGGUCCGGACAGAGCUGCCACACUGGAAGGAGUACCGCGAUAUGAGGGGACAGGCCUAUGGACUCCAUGUGGAUAAAGACCUACAGUGGUACCGUAUCCGUAGUGUCCUGAAUCCAAAGAUGCUGAAGCUAGCGGAGGUAUCUGCGUAUGCGCCUGUCAUCCACCAGGUGGUAGGGGACCUGCUACAGCGUAUUGAGAGGCUCCGCCUCCGCAGUCAGGACCACACCACCGUACCAGACCUCACCGCAGAGCUCUACAAGUUUGGCUUUGAAGGGAUCUCUUCCAUCCUGUUUGAGACGCGGCUGGGUUGUCUGCAGGAGGAGAUCCCUAAGGACACGCUGAAGUUCAUCGCUGCAGCCAACGACAUGCUAACCCUGUCUGAGACCGUCCUCUUCCUCCCGCUCUGGACACGCAACGUCCUGCCCUUCUGGAAACGAUUUAUCCAAGCCUGGGACGACCUGGUGAAUGUAGCUCAGCGUCUGAUUGACCAUAAGUUGGCGCAGAUGGAUGCCCAGGUGCUUGCUGGGAAGCAGGUGGAGGGGAUGUAUCUCACCUACCUGCUGUCCUGUGAUAAACUGACCCUGAGAGAGGUGUACAUCUGCGUCACAGAGCUGUUGCUGGGCGGAGUGGACACGACGUCCAACACCUUGUCGUGGGCAUUGUACCUCUUGGCUCGCGACGCCGCGUCUCAGGACAGGCUGUACCGUGAGAUCAUGUCCGUGUGUCCGGGAAGACAGCAGCCCAGAUCAGAGGACCUGAGCAGGAUGCCCUACCUGAAGGCUGUCAUCAAGGAGACUCUAAGGAUGUACCCUGUAGUUCCAGGGAAUGGCCGUCUAACCGUAGACAAUGACGUUGUUGUGGACAACUACUGGUUCCCAAAGAAGACCCAGUUCCAUCUAUGUCACUAUGCUGCCAGUCAUGACGAGGGGGAGUUUGUGGAUGCAGAGUGUUUCAAGCCUGAGCGUUGGCUGCGAGGGCACCCAGAGUCGUACCAACACCACCCCUACAGCUCUAUACCCUUCGGGGUGGGCGUGAGAGCCUGUGUGGGCAAGAGAGUGGCAGAGCUAGAGAUGUACUUUGCACUCUCCAGGCUGAUGCAGCAUUAUGAGAUCCAGCCAGAGGAUGGGGCCCCGACCACAGAGCCCAAGACUAGAACACUGCUCAUCCCGUCCAAACCCAUCACCCUGCGCUUCCUACCCCGAGCCUGAGGAGGGUGCCAGGGAGUUAUAGAAAGAGAUUGACAGGAGGGUCUGGUGUUGUGAUGUGAUAGCCUCCAGUCCCCUAGAUCCCCUUAAACAUAGCCGCAGGAAGUAGUUUGGGGGGGGGGGGGGGGGGUGCUGAAAA